UCACAAUUCCUUGUGACUUGGUGUUAAAGAGUCGAAGCUAUCAACACGUGCAAGUUCAUUUAGAUGCCCAAGAGAAAAAUUCAAAUAUAUUAGUGAAAUUUAAAAAAAGAAACAUGAAAAUAUAUCCUGAAUUAACCAAUUCGAGACCAGAAUUCCGUGUAAUACCCGAGGAGUUAAAUGAACAUUUACACGCCUUGGGAGCCCCUCAUUUAGAUUCAUUCAAUGAACUGUUGGAAUAUGGUUUGAAAAAUAUUACCAAACAUCUACAGCCAUGUAGUUUUCUAACGCCAGCUGGAGAAAAAUUGGAAAUGUAUAUACAAGAUAUACAAAUAACAAGGCCGCAAGUACCAUUCUCUGUUGUUGAUGUUAAAGAACGUAACAUCUAUCCAACAGAAGCACGGCAGCUACACAAAUCCUAUACUGGCUUGUGUUCGAUAAAAGUGGGUUGGCGUGUGGAUGGCAUUGAAAAGGCACCCAUUGAUGUUGAACUGGGUGAAAUUCCAAUUAUGUUAAAAUCGAAUGCCUGUAAUUUGGGUAAACUAAAGCCCGAAGAAAUGGUCAAGCGUGGUGAACAUGAUUCCGAAUGGGGUGGCAUUUUCAUUAUAAAAGGUAAUGAAAAAAUCAUACGUAUGCUGUUGAUGAGUCGUCGCAACUAUCCAAUUGCCAUUAAGAGAAGUACCUGGAAAAAUCGUGGUUCCAAUUUCAGUGAAUUGGGUAUAUUGAUACGUUCCGUGAGGGAGGAUGAAACAUCGUACAACAAUGUACUACAUUAUCUCAACAAUGGUACCUGCAAAUUUAUGUUUUCCAAUUUGAAAUUCAUGGCAUAUGUACCGAUCUGUUUGAUCAUCAAAUGUUUGGUUGACUACACCGAUGAAGAAAUCUAUAGACGCUUGGUACGUGGCUAUGAGGAUGACCAAUACUAUUUGAGUUGUGUUCAACAAAUGCUGCGUGAUGUGCAUGCCGAAGGUUUACACACAUCCGGUCAAUGUAAAGAUUAUGUUGGUCAAAUCUUUAGGUCGCGAUUCCCCGAGCUACCAAGUUGGAAAACAAACACUGAGGUCGCUGAAUUCAUUAUGGACCAACGUGUUUUGGUACAUCUGGAAACGAGCAAAGAAAAGUUUGAUUUAAUUGUUUUUAUGAUCCAGAAGUUGUACCAAUGUGUCCAGGGAAAUGCAAAAGUUGAAAAUGUGGACUCAGUUAUGAUGCAGGAGGUGUUGACAUCAGGAAGUUUAUAUCAAAAAUUCCUGACAGAUCGCCUAGAUAUUUGGUUGCAGUACGCCAAAAAGACCUUGCUAAAGAAACUCAAUGCUCCCGAUGUUUUGGUGAAUGCCAGCAUCAUGUCAACCGCCUUGCGUAGUUCAGGUGGUAUAAGCCGAGCCAUGGAAUCAUUUUUGGCAACAGGUAAUGCACCAUCUCGUAGCGGUCUGGGUCUAAUGCAAAGUUCGGGCUUAGUAGUCAUGGCUGAGAAUAUUAACCGCAUGCGUUAUAUGUCACAUUUUCGUGCUGUGCACAGAGGUUCCUUCUUUACCACCAUGCGUACAACAGAGGCUCGUCAAUUGCUACCAGAUGCCUGGGGUUUUAUUUGUCCUGUCCACACUCCUGAUGGUACACCAUGUGGUUUGUUAAAUCACUUGACAGUUACAUGUCGCAUAUCCACAAUGCCCGAUAAGAAAUUGGUUGAUAAUAUACCAAAAACUUUGGUUGAACUGGGUAUGUUGCCUGUCGAGUCCGAUUUAAAGGAUCCCGCUGGCAAAUUGUUUGUUGUCUUCCUAGAGGGAAAGCUUUUGGGUUAUAUACGCCAAGCGGAUGCUGGUAAAAUUGUCGAUAAUUUAAGGCUAUUGAAAAUUGAAGGCACUUUACCCGAAAUGAUGGAAAUUGCCUAUGUGCCGUAUAAGAAAAAGGGACAGUUUCCUGGCCUUUAUUUGUUUGUUGGACCAGCACGUCUAAUGCGUCCCGUUAGAAAUCUGGCUUUGAAUAAAAUUGAGUUCAUUGGGUCCUUGGAACAAGUUUACAUGGAUAUUGCCAUAGAUGCAAAAGAAAUGUAUCCAGGAUUUACCACGCACAUGGAAUUGUCUAAAACAGAUUUCUUAAGUAAUUUGGCCAAUUUGAUUCCCAUGCCGGAUUAUAACCAGUCACCACGUAAUAUGUACCAGUGUCAGAUGGGUAAACAAACCAUGGGUACACCAUGUCUAAAUUGGCCCAAACAGGCUGCCAACAAAUUGUAUCGCAUACAAACACCGGGAGCACCAUUAUUUAGACCUGUCCAUCAUGAUAAUAUACGCUUGGAUGAUUUUGCCAUGGGCACAAAUGCUAUUGUUGCAGUAAUUUCCUAUACCGGCUAUGACAUGGAAGAUGCCAUGAUUAUUAAUAAAUCGGCCCAUGAACGUGGCUUUGCUUAUGGCUCGAUAUACAAAUCGAAAUUUCUAGAAAUGCGUGGUACCAAUUAUUUUGCAAGAAAUCCUAAUAUGCCUGAGCUAAGUAAAACCUUGGACAAUGAUGGUUUGCCGCAUCCUGGGGCAAAAUUAUCAUAUGGAAAUCCAUUUUAUAGUUACUUUGACACAGAAGAGUCCACCUAUAAAUUAGUGAAAUUGGAUGAAAAGGAAGAUUGUGUUGUUGACAGUGUACGCUACUGCGGUAGUUUCAAGGCAACCGAACCGCGCUUGGUUUGUGUUACAUUGCGUAUACCACGUCCACCAACUAUUGGAGAUAAAUUCGCCUCCCGUGCUGGUCAAAAGGGUAUCUGCUCUCAAAAAUAUCCUGCUGAAGAUUUACCUUUCUCGGAAACCGGUCUGAUACCAGAUAUUGUCUUCAAUCCUCACGGCUUCCCCUCUCGUAUGACAAUUGCUAUGAUGAUCGAAACAAUGGCGGGAAAAAGCGCUGCCCUGCAUGGUCUUGUACAUGAUGCUACACCAUUUAGAUUUUCCGAAAAACACACGGCCAUUGAUUACUUUGGAAAACUAUUAGAGGCUGGUGGUUAUAAUUAUUAUGGUACGGAACGUUUAUAUUCCGGCGUGGAUGGCCGUGAAAUGACUGCGGACAUUUUCUUCGGCAUUGUCCACUAUCAACGUUUGCGUCACAUGGUAUUCGAUAAAUGGCAAGUACGUUCCACCGGUCCAGUUGAUGCCAUUACCCAACAACCCAUCAAGGGUCGCAAACGUGGUGGUGGUGUGCGUUUUGGUGAAAUGGAACGUGAUGCCCUAAUAUCCCAUGGUGCUGCAUUCCUAUUGCAGGAUCGUCUGUUUCACAACUCAGACAAGACACAUUCAUUGGUCUGCAAUAAGUGUGGCAGUAUAUUAGCGCCCUUAAAGAAAAUUGUGAAACGUUCACAAAAUACCGGAAAAUUACAUUCAGUACCGGAUACAUGUCGUUUGUGUGGAGAUGGUUCUGGUGUGGGAUACAUUGAAAUUCCCUGUUCGUUUAAGUAUUUGGUAACAGAAUUGAGUUCGGUAAAUAUAAAUGCAAGAUUUAAAUUAAUGGAAAUUUAAGGCGAACUUGUAACAGACUAUAGUUUUUAAUUAGUUUAUCUUAAAAAGAAA
Musca domestica (house fly) is the source of this 3536-nucleotide messenger RNA. It is a transcript of the gene RpI135, whose product is annotated as DNA-directed RNA polymerase I subunit RPA2. Gene Ontology annotation, cellular component: nucleus; RNA polymerase I complex. The record is from RefSeq and is a predicted model, not a curated record. The coding region runs from base 114 to 3485 and encodes 1123 amino acids. Gene Ontology annotation, biological process: DNA-templated transcription. Gene Ontology annotation, molecular function: DNA binding; ribonucleoside binding; DNA-directed RNA polymerase activity. The transcript has 6 exons. Lineage: Eukaryota; Metazoa; Arthropoda; Insecta; Diptera; Muscidae.